GCAUCUGAUUGGACACCGCGUCUGAACCCCGACACUUCCUUCUACGCUCCACAUCUCGUGCACUCACUUCAUAUUGAUACAUUACCCGAUAAUGCGUUGAGACGUCCUUUCUUUGUCGCCGUGCACCCGGCUCACACUGGUCCACUGGCGUUGACUCCAUACAAAAUCACAGCCUGACGAGACCGUGUUCCAUACUGAGGCGAUAUCUGAGAAAGCCAUUAAUUCGCUUCAAGGGCAGACAGCUCAAUACAACAGUCGCUUGAGCGAUUCAGUGAUUUCGUCUUACGCUACUCCUGCAUCACAGCCGCCCGUCAUGUCUUCUAGUUACUGGGAGUCAACCCAGCGAAAGUUCUGGACUUUUACAAAGCAAGAGCUAGCGCUUGAACGAAAGAGAAUGGAAGAUGCAGAAAGAAAUCUGGUCAACCUAUAUCCCUUGCCAGAUCGAAGGCAUCUCAGCAUCUACUUUUCGCACCAAUUGUCAAAAAUGGCAAGACCGCUGGGAAUUCGACAGCAAGCUCUCGCUACUGCUCAAGUAUACGUCCGACGAUUUUAUGCCAAAGUAGAGAUCCGAAGGACAAAUCCAGCGCUCGUGCUGGCAACAGCAUUGUACCUAGCGUGUAAGAUGGAGGAAUGCCCCCAGCACAUUAGAAUGGUACUGGCAGAAGCACGACAUUGCUGGGCUCCAGACACAUCAUUCAACGACGUCUCUAAGAUUGGCGAAUGCGAAUUCACGCUCAUCUCCGAGAUGAACUCGCAACUAAUUCUCCACCACCCAUACCGCAGCCUCGCGGAACUGCAGACCCAGUUCCAGCUGACGCAAGAAGAGAAUGCUUUAGCAUGGUCUAUCAUCAACGAUCACUACCUCACAGAUCUCCCUCUCCUUCACGCACCACAUGUCAUUGCCAUCACGGCGAUGUUCUUGGCAGUCGUUCUGAAGCCCAUCGGCUCACAGGUGAAUGCAGCCGGGAUGAACAACGCGCUCCAGACGCUGGGAAACGCUCGCGGUGGACAGGGCAUGCAGGCGAGGAUACAGAAACUCGUCGACUGGCUUGCUGAGAGCAGUGUGGAUAUCGAGGCUGUGGUUGAGUGCACGCAGGAGUUGAUAUCAUUGUAUGAAGUCUGGGAGACGUAUACAGAUAAGACGUGCAAAGACCAGAUUGCGAAGUUUGUCAAGGCAAGGGGUUUGGACAAGUAG
Molecule: messenger RNA, 1195 nt
Organism: Alternaria rosae
Lineage: Eukaryota; Fungi; Ascomycota; Dothideomycetes; Pleosporales; Pleosporaceae
Product: cyclin-like protein
Exons: 3
Coding region: 314-1195 (293 amino acids)
Biological process (GO): positive regulation of transcription by RNA polymerase II
Cellular component (GO): mediator complex; nucleus
Molecular function (GO): cyclin-dependent protein serine/threonine kinase regulator activity
Source: RefSeq, a predicted model, not a curated record